AUGAAGUUCUCUCGUAUGUUCUUGUUCGUGUUCGCGUGUCUGGUCGCGCUGAGCGCCGUCAGCGCCGCGCCAGAACCGAGGUGGAAGGUCUUCAAGAAGAUCGAGAAAGUGGGACGCAACGUCAGAGACGGUAUCAUCAAGGCUGGACCAGCCAUCGGCGUGCUUGGACAAGCCAAGGCUCUUGGAUAAACUAGUCUACAAACUCAUCAUCAUCAUCAUCCUCAUUUGACCAACGUGUUCCCGAUUGGGUUGACACAUUAUAUUCUUUCAUUCAUCCUUGUAUAAAAAUCAUUACUCAAAAUGUAUUAAUUUAAGGGUUAUUCUCAGUGUAAAGGCUAACAUAGUUAUCAAAGAUGUGCUGUGAAAAUAAAUUAUUUAUUAUAUA
This is a messenger RNA of Spodoptera litura, 385 nucleotides long. Its product is annotated as cecropin-A. The record is from RefSeq and is a predicted model, not a curated record. Gene Ontology annotation, cellular component: extracellular region. Lineage: Eukaryota; Metazoa; Arthropoda; Insecta; Lepidoptera; Noctuidae. Gene Ontology annotation, biological process: antibacterial humoral response.